AAGCUCCUGCUUUGUGGGCGUGGCUUGAAAUUUUUUUCUCCCCGAAGAGGUACAAAUUGUCUUUUAACACAUUAUUUCUUGUCGUAUUUUUCGGCUCAACACCCUAAAAGUUACUGCAAAAGCUCCUGCUGUGGACCUGUUGAGGCUGAAGACUCUAAGAGGUUACAAACCUGCUUUUCUAACCCCUAAAAAGUACUACGAGCACCCCCGUCCUUUCUAUACGAAAGUGCCCCCGGGCUGUCAAUAUGCUACUUUAAUUACAGAACUUUACUGGUUUUUUUUUUAGCAUGAGUACCUGGAAGCCGUGACCAACGCCUACAUGAUGAGUGGAGUGCUGGUCACCGAGUCUAAAGAGGUUCCUCAUUUUCGUUACACUGAUGGUACUACUUACUUGAAGGAAGCGUCUUCGCCUGAAAGGACUGGCAACUUGAGUCGCUGGUCCGUCACCAGUCCUCCGCAACCUCAAGGCUUUGAAAUAAGCGAGGAAGAGGGACACUUCACGGUGUCUUAUUUGGCCAAGCAGCUGGAAAGAAGUGCUGAGUGUACAUCUCCGGCUCCCCGAAGUCGAAACGAAAAGCGAAUCAGCUCAGCUCUGGAAUUGGCGCGAAAAAUCACCAUGUACAACAACCGCUACAAGGCGGCCGGGAUAAUCGGACAGGAGACUGAGGUCCAGCCAGCUCCUUCACUCAAACCCAGGACCCCCGUUCAACCAUACCCGUACUUUCCGUGGCAGCCUAAAGGAGACUGUUUGUCCAGUACUAAGGCGCGUUUGUAUGAACCGAAACCUGUGAAAGAGCAAGAACUGAAGAAGUCUUUUUCCCAGAUGUCCCUGGAAGAAAGGAAAAUCAAGAAAGUCAGUCAAAAGAACUCCACGCGAAAGAAAACGGUGUCCGCGGCGGCUGCUGAACGUACAAACUGGCAACAAACAGAGGAACAAAUGGCGUGUCCGUCCAGCAAACGAGAAAUUCAAGAGCUCGAACCAACAAAUACUACUCAGUUCCAGUCUCCGAGGCUGCCCGCGACUACAGAGCUUAGUACACCGGACAAUCACGUGCAACCCGCGCCACUUGUGGGGCCCAGACCCAUGAAGAAAUACACCGGCAAUGGACAGGCGCCACUAAACAGGAAUCCUACUGGUUUGAGGCCAAGCGCAAUUGACAGAUUCAACCCUUUAACGAAGCCCAGUUCUACAUUGGUGGACACCCCUCGUUUCACAAGUAACAAUCCUACUCUAGUGACCGGACGCCAUUCACCUGUUUACGUGGCUGUACCUGUUGACAGACCCCCCGUGAAGCUCAAGCCCAGGAUUCGUGCCACUGCGCAGGACACGAAGGACAUAUCUACCAUAAACGAGCUGAGGAGCAAACUGUUAAAUGUCGACGACUCGGGAACAUUAGUCACGUAUGCUUUACAGAACCACGAAGAGGACGAGGUGAGGAUUCUUGUCCAGGGUCCGAAAUUGCGCUUUCCUGGUCGCCAAUGCGACUAAAAAUUUUGCACUGACGCCAGCGGGCGAUUAAC
Messenger RNA from Orbicella faveolata, 1521 nucleotides. RefSeq lists its product as uncharacterized. Lineage: Eukaryota; Metazoa; Cnidaria; Anthozoa; Scleractinia; Merulinidae. Gene Ontology annotation, biological process: proteolysis. The record is from RefSeq and is a predicted model, not a curated record. Gene Ontology annotation, molecular function: zinc ion binding; metallocarboxypeptidase activity.